This is a messenger RNA of Aspergillus melleus, 1092 nucleotides long. RefSeq lists its product as uncharacterized. NCBI's taxonomy places the organism in Eukaryota, Fungi, Ascomycota, Eurotiomycetes, Eurotiales, Aspergillaceae. The transcript has a single exon. The coding region runs from base 1 to 1092 and encodes 363 amino acids. The record is from RefSeq and is a predicted model, not a curated record.
AUGGAACUCAUCGCCCCCCCCAUAAUAGAGUGCUUAUUCGAUGAGCCCGCUAAAGUCCGUGAUUAUUGGGACAACAUUCUCCGCGUCCUUUACAAGAUCAAGCCCAACCUAUGUCUUCUUAAUCGUGAUCCUGGAACCGUUGCCUUUGCACUGGUCAAUAUAGGUGAAACCAUCGGAUCAAAGACCAUUGUCGCUCAGAGUGUCGAUCUGGCACUCAGGGAUCUGGGCCAGCGAUUGUUCCUUAUGGUUUCUCAAGACCCUGUUGGCUGGCUUUCCUUUGCAAGUCGUAUCCGCUCCGGGGUCAUCUAUCACGAGGCUCUCGUUCACCUGGUCGGUAAAUGGCAUCAGCUCACCCAACAAGAUCAAAGUCGGGUUGCGUUGCUCCCAGACUACACUACCAAUAUUGUGGGUGCGUCCUUAAAGGAGUUUGACGGCGCCAAAAAGAACGUCGAGGCCCAACUCCUGACAUAUUCUCCUCCUGGUUGGAUGUCUUCCGGCUCCGAAAUAUCCUAUCAAGCUGAUGAUUCCACGCUCAAGAGCGUCGGUAUUUUCUGCCAAUGGUUUGCUCACCAAAUCGCUAAUGGCAACAAUCUUGAUAAUUGCAGUGCAGGGACCAGACUGUAUCGCACCAUAGCUGCCGGCGGAGAUGCAUACCUUGGAGACGAUAGAUUCAACUACCUCCACGGCCUGGCCUCGCAUUGGGGACUUGCAGAAGAAAGCGAAAUCGAAGACAAGCUGAAGCUAAUCAAAGAUGACAUUAAACUGAUUGCUGCGCCUCUUCUGGUGAACGAAAGCCGUUAUGAUCCCCAGCAGUUGGGCCAACUCCCCUACCUCACCUGUAUCAGGAUAGAAGUCGACACCAUCCCCUGGAACGAGUGGGCGGUCGAAGACGGUAACAAUGGUUGGUCGGAUAUCGAAUCCUCAGAUUCUGAAUCAGGCAGUACCGACAGUUGGAUCUCUUUGGUGAACUAUUCAGACGAUGCCAUGAUUGAUGUGCCGGCUGAAACGACGGUUGAACAAUCGAGUAUCCACGGCAUUUUUAUGGCUUGGAAUUCACCAGAAUCGUUGCAGGAGUCUUCUCGCUUUUAUUGA